Molecule: messenger RNA, 4659 nt
Organism: Protopterus annectens (West African lungfish)
Lineage: Eukaryota; Metazoa; Chordata; Ceratodontiformes; Protopteridae
Gene: CCHR4.PART0H5orf15
Product: chromosome chr4.part0 C5orf15 homolog
Exons: 3
Coding region: 51-1139 (362 amino acids)
Source: RefSeq, a predicted model, not a curated record
UAACAACAGCCAGGUCGGUUGGGUACCACCGCCCCGCCCUAGAGCAGGAUAUGCCACUGUGUUCUAGGUCCGGUUUAGCAUGCAUGCUCCGAGACCCCGUAACGACUGAAAUGUUUCCUUGUGGUGUGACAGGAGGCCCGGCCCUCUCACGCUCCCUCCACUUGUGUGAGGCGUCAUACUAUCGUGAACCACUACGCAAAUUGGUAUUCUUACUGAAGAUGGCUGCAAGUACAAGAAUGGAGGGAGGCAGCAAGACUUCAUCUACAGUUCUUGCGAUGGUGAUACUUUUAUGUGGUUUUCCUCUGAGUGGCUGUGAAGAACCAACUGUUUCUGCUGAUCCUACUGUUGGUAAUGUAUCUGAGGAAGUACAAGCAGAGACUGAGCCCUUAAAAAGUACUGUGAAAAUAGAUUCUGCUGAGGGAAACAAAACUGGUCUUAGUCCUACUGUCCUUAAGGAAAAUGAUACAUUACUGAAUGAGACCAGGGUACAUCAGCAAGCAAGUGCCACCAAAGGAAAAAGUAGUGCAUCUUUACAAAAUUCACUUCUGACUUUGUCAUCUUCUGUUGUUGAUAGUACUGUUACAACUGUAAGAGCUGGUAAAACAGAAAGUGAGAAGCCCAGCUCUAAGAACUCUGAAGAAGACAAGAUACUGCUAAGCACUGUAGCUGAAACCGAGUUUAAUAACAUGUUAGACAGUGUGGAUGAGCCAGUAAAUGCUGCACCACCAUCUGAUGAAGAAACUAAUGCAGAUGAUGAGUAUUCUGAUGAUUCUAAUUAUGAAGAACAUGAACCUGCAGAGGAAGAAGAUAUAGGGCCUGACUUUGCUGAAGAUGGACAAGAGGAUGUGGUAAAUACCAGGAAAGAUCAGUCCCUGAAUGCUGAUACAGACUUCAGGGAAGAUGCAGUUACAGUUUCGGGGACUGAAAAUGGGCACUUCUUUUUUCAUUUAGUUAUUAUUGCUUUUCUGGUUGCUGUCAUUUACAUCACGUACCAUAACAAGCGAAAGAUCUUUUUGCUAGUUCAGAGCAGAAGAUGGAGAGAUGGACUUUGUUCUAAACAAGUGCAGUACCACCGGCUGGACCAAAAUGUGAAUGAAGCCAUGCCUUCACUCAAAAUCACUAAUGAAUAUAUUUUCUGAAGAAAAAAAGGCACCGUUAGUACAUUUUAUACAAUCAUGAGCAGUUUCUUUACAUUCAAAAAUGAUGUCCUUUGGUUAUUGGUGUUUCCUUUUUAUAAUGAAGUAAAUAUUGAAAGGUUUGAAAAUGAGCAUUUUUGUACUUGUGUGUUAACAGCUGCAUUCACAUGUUGUCAGGCUCUUGAGUUUAUUUGAAAUUUCCAGACCUGAAGGCAAAGCAGGUACAGUGUGCUUUUUGAUAUGACAAGAAAUUAAAUAAACUGAAGGAAAAGUCCUUAUCAUAUAAACUAUAUGUAAAAACUAUUUUGAAAAAAAAGGUGAGGCUCUCCUUGUAUGUUUACUUUAUGGGGUAGGCAGUGCCAAAAAUGUUACUUAUUCUUAUAUAUAUAUAUUUUUUAGUUUUUGGUUGCUUAAGUAUCAAACCAAUAUUUGUUGGCAAUAUUUCAUUCCACUUAUUUCAUCCUAACUGGUCAUCAUCUUUAGGUGGUAGCCCUUUCCAGAGGGACUGAUAUUGUCUUGUUUAGAACAAUAGAUUUUCCUCCCAUCAUCGGCUGAUAAAGCUGCCACACAAUUCCUGGCAAAUAGUGAUAAUGAUCUCAGAGAACUAAUUGGUUCUUACAACCAGGUGGCGAAUGCCCUUUAUGAAUUAAUUUUUCCUUGGGAUAUUCUUAAAGAUUUUUGAAUUGAUUUUGACAAGGUUGUAUGUAUAAUUGCAGUGUCAGAAAUUUUUAGUCUGUUUUAUUUGAAAUCUGUUUAUUUGAAAUCUGUUCCUGAUCUUUGCACAUGAAGGUUUCUAUCAUCAGGUAAACUCCCUUUUGUCUCUACCAUUCAAUCUUAUAUUACAGGCUUCUGCAGUUGGCCUUAGGGGGAACUCCUUGUCAUGAAUAUGCAGCAGUCUUUUAAACAUAGUUGUAUGAAUGUGUAAGCCAGAGUAAUGCUGAGCUGUCAUGUGUUUUUUUUUUUCAUAUUUAAUUUAGAAAUGACAGCUCGUUGUGAUCCAUAUUACCUUCAAAUUUUGGUAGCUUUUGAAAGCAUGAAUUCCUUCCAAACGUAUUUUUUGAAUUUAUUACGGCCUUUCAAAAUGUCUUAUUUUUCUUUAGAUCUAUUCAAGUCUGAGUUUUAUAUUUUGCUACUGGCUCGAUAAUCUGUUCAAUGGUCUUGCAAACAACUGGAAUAUGAGCCAUUGGAAAUACUUAAGAUUUCCAGUUUAAAUUCUUACUUCUUUCAUCUGUAUUGUUUUUGAAUGUAGUGGCGUGCCCUGAUGAACUGUGAUCAGAAUGGGAGUGCGGCAUACUUACCCUGCUUGUUUCAUUGUGAAAGUGGCUGUUGAAAUUGCCUUACAACCUUUGCCAGCUUUACUGUGUUUUUAAUGUGAGAUAAGUAAAGUUGUGGAUAGGAUGGUUUCCUUCAAAAACCUCUUUCCUAGAGGUUAGUGGCAGAGAUUGACCUAUGAAAUAAGCUGCUAAUUGUGGACCAGGAUGUUAGCUGAUGUCAUUGCUGUUGUCAAAUAUCAUUAAUUUCCUGUAGAGCUUUGGUUUGUUAAAAUGAUAACUUGGGCUCAAGGAGAGAGAAUUGCUAUUUGUCAUGUACUGCAUGGCAACUCACUUAUCCAUUCAAGGAAACUGUCUCUACUCCUAGAAAAAAUCUGGAUGAAGGACUGCUCCCCUCCCAUUUAAAAGGCUUUGGUGCAAAUAAGAUGCACAUUCAUGGAGACAAAAUCAGUGUGGAUCUUCACAGCUGUACUUAAACAGGCUUUAGAUGCUACUGGCGACUAGCACUUAUCUUGUUCAUACACUGACAUUUCUUCGUUUAUAACAUCACAAACAGUCUUGAUAGCUUCUGGUUGGUUCUUUAUUCUGGGUGUGUUUUCAUUUUUUCUUGGAGGAUGAGAUGUUUGUAGAAGAGUCACACUGUAUACAUUGUUUCAUAGAAAACAUCACAGCAACAAAGGUAAAAGUAACACUUUGCUUAGUAAAAGACGCUAAUUUCAUUUCACUGGCUCUUCAGUCUUCUGUCAGCUUUUAACCAUAAAACUUUGAAAUUGCAGUCAUAACUCUCAACUGUGCCUGACUUUCAAGGAUGUUCCUCAGUCUAGCUCAGAAGCUUGAUCUAUUCCUCAUUUUUUCUUUUUUUUUCUUUGAGAAAAUGUAGGCAGCACAGUGGGGCAGUUGACACUAUUUUUGUCUUACAGCAAGAGGUUCUCCAGUUUGUUACUCUUCCUGGUUGCCUUUUGUGCAGACACUGCAUAUCUUUUCUGUUUGUGUGGGUUUUCUUUGAGUGCUAUGGCUUCUUCCUCAUUCCAUAGGCAUGCAGUAGUUGAAUUGGACACACUAAAUUUGCCAUAGGUGUGUGUGUGUGUGUGUUCCUACAAGUGUGUGGUAUGGACGAAACUGCAGAACUAGCCACCUGGCGGUCUUAUCGCUGUUGAUGUGACAUCUCGAACCUCUGUGUAAAAAUGGGAAAAAUUGGUUUUGAAUGGCUGACUGGAUGGAUGUGAUGAUUUACAGUCAAUAAAUGGCAGUCAUUUAAGACACAGACUUGUUUUACUUCAGAAAAUGCAUGUCAAUUACAAAGUGCUUGUGUUCUUAUUGAAAGUAGUACUGGUAUUUUGACAUUUUUUAGAACUGUGUUUCCGAUUCUCAGAGGUGGAGGACUAUGAAUGAAACUAAGUACGUACUGCAAAGAUGAGGAUUCUUCUUGAGUGCAAGUUACUGCCAGACUGUUAAGUGCUUCUCCUUUGUAAGUUAUUCAUGUUUUUUUCCUGUCAGAUUUUUUUUUUCUGUCAGUAUGCCGCUGUAGUUCUGGUAAGCUGCGGAGCCACAUUUAUUAAAAUACUGGAUGAGCAUAACAUGGUCAACCCAAAGGAACUAUGAAGCAUAGGUGUCAUCAGAAGUUAUUUUGAUGCAAGCCUCAAAAGUAUUAGGACAGAUUUUAUGAAUGAGGAGUUACCAGAAGUUGAAAUUGUUAAAGGGCAUCAAGCUAGUAUCAGUUAAAAGGGGCUCUGGGAAAUGACUAAGUUAGGUCUAGUAUCAUCCAGCAGUAUAUAUUCUUGUUUUAUAGCACUGUUGUCUGUACAGCCCAAUACAAAACUUUGGCAUAAGCAAAAACUGCACAUAGGAUGCCUGUCAUUCGUUUUUCUUUACACAGCACACUAGUUCCAUUCCUUAUCAGUAUUUUACAUGUGCAACUAUAUUUAACUCCAGUGUAGUAGUCCAUUUGGUUUCUCUGUAACUGUUUAUUAGAAGUUGGUAAACUUUACAAAUGUUUUACUUGGUGACAAAGCAAAAGAAAAUAUCUUUACUUAAUCUCAGUGUGGUAUUAAAAUGGAAGAUUGAUGUGUGCUGUAUUACUACCAAAUGCAUUGCCUUGGUAACAUAAAAUAAUUUUAGCAGAUUCUCAGCAUUGUCAGAGUUUCUGCCUGGCCUGAGAUUCUUUUUAAAGUUACCAAUUAGUUUUAAUUUGUUUACUCUAACUUAGUCACAUCAUGGUUGCAAAAAUUGCGAGAGCUCAUUGCUGAUAUAGC